Messenger RNA from Cyanistes caeruleus (blue tit), 736 nucleotides. The record is from RefSeq and is a predicted model, not a curated record. Lineage: Eukaryota; Metazoa; Chordata; Aves; Passeriformes; Paridae.
GCACCACCCUGUUCUCCUCGGCAGCGUUCCUGCAGAGGAACUCCGGGCAGCAAGGGAGCAGCAGCAGGAGCAGCCCAGCCCGGCCGGCCCCGCGCAGCCAUGGCCCGGCCGGUGCGCUCGCGCCGGGGGCCCAGCACCACCAUGCUCUUCCGCAUCACCAUCCAGAGGCCCCGCCACAUGCUCAGGAGGCCCAUGAGGGCACGCUCCCGCCUCCGGGCCAGAAGGGGAAGGCGCUUUGGCAAGAGUGUCCGCUUCAGGUCCAGGCGUGCGCUGCCACCCUUCUUCCUCUUCAUGGAGAGGCACCGCCGGCGGCUCCAGAGGACCUACCCAAACCUGACCAUGGUGCAGACGGCAAAGAGGCUGGGCAGGAUGUGGCAGAGGCUGCCCGAAGAAGACAAGGAAAUGUACAAGGAAGAGGCUGAGCGCAUGAAGGGCAUGAGGGUCCGCCGCAGGCUCAGGAGCUGGAGCAGGCCAAUGAUGUCCAGCCGGAGGAGGGCCAUGAAGAACCUCAUGAUCUCCUUCACCACCAAGGCAGCGAACCUGCGUAAUUUCCUCUUGUCCUACCUGUGACUGCAGUUCCUGCCCAUGAUUGCAUUUCCUGCCCAUGAUUGCAGUUCCUUCCCAUGAUUGCAGUUCCUUCCCAUGAUUGCAGUUCCUUCCCAUGACAGCAGAUCCUACCUGAAAUCGCAGUUCCUUGGGAAGCCCCAAUAAAGUUCCAAGUUGUUAUUGCAGCAAA